UCUUGGCGACGAUCGCAGCAAACGGAUUAAGCGCGAGGCGAGACGAUAAAUUACAUAGUGUCCAAAUAUACGCAUAUAGAAAUCAAGUCCACUGAAUCGAAAUGAAUCUCUUGGCCAGUUCGAGGAGCCUCCAUCUUUUGAUGGUCUUGGCUGUGAUCUUGGUUUCUCAUCGAGCCGAGGCGGGCUUACGUUUGCGGCACACCAGUCGAUCGGUCACGCCCCCCGCCAGCACUACGCCCACUUUGACAGUGACCUCCGAGGAGGCCCCGCCACAGGAAUCGGUGGCGGAAAGUGCUCCAACGGCCAGCGUGGCUACCGAACCGGAAACGGAAGUGGAGGUCACGACUGGAAAGCACAAGCGCGGCAUUCUACACGGCCACGCCCACCUGCACGGCCAAUGGCCCGCCCGCACCUAUGCCGCCCACUACGGCUAUAGCCUGCAGCUGCCCGGAGGCAGUGCCUUCCUGGCCGCCGCUCCUCCGCGCCGCCACUUCGUCAAAUACGGCCAUGGUCUGGUCAAGCCGCUCGUUUCCGGUUCCGGUUUGCUGCCCGCCCUUGCUCCCGCGCCCGCUGCCCUGCUGCCCGCCGUCGCAUCAACCCUGCCCGUCGGAUUGCCCACCGGUCUGCCCGGUGGCGUGGCCAGUGCCAUUCCCGCCGGAGUGGCCACUGCCUUGUCCACCGGCGUGGCCACCGCUUUGUCCACCGCCGUGGCUCCGCCCUCGUACGUCCUGCGUCCCGGAAAUGCGGUCGUCUCAUCGUACAGUGUCAACUAUCCGCACCAGCACCUGCAGAAGCCCGUGGUCUUCCAGUCCGCCGUGAAGCCGGUCCACUUCCAUGCUCCGGCUCAUGGCCAUGUGCACGCCGUGCAGCCCACUUAUGUGCAGACCUAUGCUCCAACUGCUCCGGCAGUGCCUCUUCAGCCCGUUCAGCCUGUGCAGCCAGUUCAUCACCUACAGCCCAUCCCGCCCAUUCAGCCCCUUCAGCCGGUGCAACCGGUCACCACCCAUCACUUCCAGCCCGUGCAGCCUCUGCAGCCAGUUCAACCCCUGCAACCCAUACAACCCGUCCAACCCAUCCAACCUACAGUGACCUUCGGUGUUCCGGCUCCCCCAGCUGUGGAUUUGCCCGUGAUUCCUCAGUUCCCACAACCGCCUCAGUUCCCCGGAGUGCCGACCUUCAGCUUCCAGCCUGCUCAGCCAGCGGUGCCAGCCCAACCCGCUGUGCCCGCCCAGCCGGCAGUUCCAGCUGCACCAGAAGCCCCAGAAGUGCCACUGGUCCCCGCCAUUCCACAGAUUCCGGCCAUACCACAGAUACCCCAAAUACCACAAUUUCCCGGAUUCCCUCAAUUCCCCGGCUUUCCCCAGAUUCCCCAGUUCCCCCAGGCGCCAGCCAUUCCAUCACCUCCCUCCGUUCCAGGAGUUCCAGCUGUACCCACUGUCCCGGCUUUCCCCAGUCCACCCACUAGCCAAUUCUUUCCGGCUGCUCCACAGCCACCAUUGCCGCAGCAGCCACCCACUUUUGGCCAGCCAGAGUCACAAUUCCCAGGCGGAAUUGUACCGCUGCCGGGCUCCACUCCCGUUCGUCCCGAAUCCGGCACGGGUAUAGCCUCACCGCAGAUUCCCCCACAGUCGCCCGAGCCGGAGACGCCGUCGGAGGUGCCACCACAGCGACCAUCCGUCCAGCAGCCACCGCAGCAGCCCUGGAAGCCGGUAUUCUAUAGUCCACCCACCGAAUCGGCGCCAGCCUCGCCCAAUCGACCCUCCAUCACCCUGCUCCCGCCCUACGGAAGUGCGCCAGCUGAAGGUUACCUGCCACCCGUGGGAUCCCAACCGUCGGCACUGAGUGCCAGUAGUGCCGGAAUCGGCGGCCAGGGCGGCAUCUUCGACCAGCUGACCGAUGCCGAGCUGGAGCACAUCUUCGCCCAGGCCAACUUGGCGCAGCAGCAGCAGCAGCAGGGUCACAACUACCACCACUACUGAGUCCACCACUCACCUAGGGAUCUUUUCUACAUUUUUUUUGUUUUUUUUUUAAGCCUUCUUUUCAUUCCUGCUCUACUUGUAUUGUAAAUUAUGUUGCUAUUAAAUAAGUUAUUUAUCGAAAAAUUGAA
Molecule: messenger RNA, 2107 nt
Organism: Drosophila sechellia
Lineage: Eukaryota; Metazoa; Arthropoda; Insecta; Diptera; Drosophilidae
Product: leucine-rich repeat extensin-like protein 5
Exons: 3
Coding region: 102-1979 (625 amino acids)
Source: RefSeq, a predicted model, not a curated record